This is a messenger RNA of Cooperia oncophora, 621 nucleotides long. NCBI's taxonomy places the organism in Eukaryota, Metazoa, Nematoda, Chromadorea, Rhabditida, Trichostrongylidae. The record is from the annotation of a GenBank genome assembly.
AUGCAGCCCGUGAGCGAUGAUGAAUCCGGUGACGAAUUGGAUGGCGGGGGAUUGAUCGAUCCUCCGGUCAUCAAAUCGACGAUUUCUGAGGAAAGCUUCAUACCGUACUCUUUGGAUACACAUGCGUUUUCCAAUCAACAGCAAUGUCGGCGGUUACUAAUUCAUGAACAAAAGUUUUCGUCUGCGGAACAAUUUUACAUGUGGACUAAAGCCAAGUUUUGCAAGGACUUUAAUGCAGCAAACGCAAUCCUGUAUUUGAAGGAUCCCAAAAUGAUCAAACAAGUGGACAGCCAACUACACAACCUCGAUGUGAAUAAAUGGAUGAAGUUCUCGUGGAAAGUAAGAAUGAAGGCGGCUAUGGCCAAGUUCAAACAAAACCGACGAAUGCGAUAUCAACUUUUCCGGACGAUUGGAUCGACUUUAGUGGAGGCUGAUGCUGACGACACAUACUGGGGAGUAGGUCUUUCUAUAGAUGAUCCAAAUAUUGCUGAUCCAUCGAAAUGGCGAGGUGCCAAUGUUAUGGGUGAAGUGCUUAUGCAAAUUCGUGAUGUUUUAAAAGAAGAUCCAGAUUAUUCCGAGGAGGUGGAACGUGCGAAGCAGAACCUGCUUGGAAGUCAGUAA